Chrysemys picta bellii (western painted turtle) is the source of this 5711-nucleotide messenger RNA. NCBI's taxonomy places the organism in Eukaryota, Metazoa, Chordata, Testudines, Emydidae. The record is from RefSeq and is a predicted model, not a curated record.
UCUGGCGAUCUCUCACCGAGCCACUGGCGGCUAAAAUGGGUAGGGGUGGGGGAGAGAGGCGGUUUCCAUGGGCCAGCCACGGGAACCGCCAGCCUUGUUACCCCUGAGUCCAUAUCUCCUGGCGCUGGGUCCCUGGUCGAUCGCGCCAGAGGCCUGGGUCGGGGCACGGAUGGGAGACGGCUCAGGAAAGCCCCAGAGCGACAGGCCACAGCGUGGGACGCUCAGAAAGGAGCCCUUGGCCUCGGCGCUGACCCCAGUGCCGGGCACCAGGCUGCUGGAGAUGCCAUCUUUCAGGCCAAAGGGAGAACCAAGCACCUGGUCACUCCCGCUCCUUCAAGAUCCGCUGGAACUUUUUUCAAGAAUGAGAACCGCCUCCACCCGGUCCUGGCCAAAUUCCAACCUGGAUUGGGUAAUGCCGGGCUCCCUGCUGGAAUGAAAUCUGAGCCUUCGGGAUCUUAAUACACAGGAUCCAGUGUGUGAGCUAACAAAUCCACCUCGCCUCGCUGACCCCGUAGCAGGCUCAUCAACCUCUCUGGCCUAGAUCCCUCCAGAGGCUGCUGGAGAUGCACAGCGCCACUGGCAUGGAACACACUCGGAUUCACUUCCUGUCCUAAACGGGAAGCAGUGUAGCUGCUAACCAGCUGCCACGUCCCACCCCAGAGCUGGCUGCAUUUCAGCACUGGGUGAGCCAUUCGCCCAUUCCAUUGGGCGCUUCGAGUUUCGGGUGCCCAGCUGGAGGCCUGAUUUUCAGCAGCUAGAGCUCCUGAUCGGAGUCCGUAGCGAGGCCGGGUAAAUUCCAGGGGCUUCUUCUAAAACAGCGGGAAGUGGCGCAGAUACCCAUGUGCCGAGUGAGCCUUGGAGUCGGGUGGCAUCCGGGCCUCAAUGCCGGGGCGUAUCCUGGUAUGGAAAGCUGGGAUACUCCCACUGGAUGGAGCGUGGUGGCCGGCCUUUCUGGCCAGUGAUGGGGGGGAAUUGGAGACUAAAACAGCCAAGGGCUGGGUUGGCUGGAUGGCUUGUGGGAGCGGCUCAGGCUAGUGAGUAGGUCACUGGUUCGAAGCUGGGUUAGGACAGCAAUAGCUACUAUUUGUCACCGGUUGAUGGUUGUUUGGUGGCCUUUGCCUUUGGUGUCUCAAUGGGCAAGCGUCCCCUGUGGCUGGCAGGCUGGGUGGGAGGGAAUAGAACUCAUCUCCAGAGAGAGUCGUCGCCCUAUGGCUGCCUGCAGCGCGCCCGGGUGCGGCAGCGCGGAGGAAGCUCGAUGCCGCUGUCUCUGCCUGGUGCACAAACAGCUGGUGUGGACGUCAGCCCUGGGACCUGCUGCCUGGUGAGCUCAGGCCUUGGCAGUGAAAAAUCGUCCCACUCCACCCUGUCAGAGGAGAUCCAGAUGUAGCAUCUCCCAGCCAGUGGCUUUGGCAGGAGGGUUCCUCUCUGGCCUGAAACAGGAAAGUUCCCUGGGAAACACUCCAGGGGCCUGAUUCUCCAUCAUGCUGCGCCUUGAGUUGGCACAGGGCGGGCAAAUGACGCCAGCAUGUGAAGGACAGUCAGGCGAGGAGCGUUCUGAUGAUGUUCAGAGUCACGGGGGGCUAUAGUGGGACUCAGGGGGCCUGGGUUCAAAUCCGUGCUCUGCCACAAGCUUCAGGUGACCUUGGGCAAAUCACUUAGUCUCUCCGUGCCUCAGUUUCCCCACGUGUACAACAGGGAUAAUAGCCCUGCCCUGCCUCAUGGGGGAGCCUCAGGGAAGGUGAGGGAACUCACCUAGAUACCUUAGCUAGAAGUUGUGGCGGCCCCAGCCCAGAAUUUCUGGGCUGCCAGCCUAUGGUCCCUCUAGCCUGAUGCUGCCGAUGCAACACUAACCCCCGCAGGCAGCUUCCUGACCCCCACAGCUGGUGUCGGGCCUGGAGCAUGGAGACUGAUCACCCAGAUUUGCUUUCUUGGUGCAGUCAGGACAUAGUCUAGGAGGCCCCUAGAUCCAUUCUUGGGCACCUAAAUAACUGCUGGAUUUCCACCAACAGCCCCCAUGGACCGCAACAGCUUUGCCUUAAUGGCCAUGAAACAUAUGAGGAUGGCAGCCCGCUAGGCACCCCUCCUCCGUGCUUCAUUUUCCAUGACCACAUCCAACCCUGGCCACUGCUGGAGACGGGCUACGGGGCUGGAUGGACCCUGGGUGGGUCUCUUCUAGGCCAGAUGGACCAUGAGUCUCCUCUGGGAGGAUGGGCCAUUGGUGUCUUCUGGACUGAACGGGCCACCGGGCUGAUCCCCUCGGCUGAGUCCUGCAUUGCCUUCUCCAUCCCUGGAGUCAAUCGUAGCCCUAUGUGCCCAGGAGGCGGAACACUGCUCCGGCCCGGCGCAUCGAGCACUUGGGCUCCACCAAAUCCCUCCACACCUCGAAGCAACGGAGCACGCUGCCCAGGAGCUUCAGCCUGGACCACGUGAUGGAGCGCAAGUACGACUUUGACCUGACCUACAUCACUGAGCGCAUCAUCUCCGUCUUCUUCCCCUCCGCCCUGGAGGAGCAGCGUUACCGCGGCAACCUGCGGGAGGUGGCACAGAUGCUGAAGUCCAAGCACGAGGAUAAGUACACGCUUUUCAACCUGUCCGAGAAGCGCCGUGACAUCAGCAGGCUGAACCCCAAGGUUCAGGAUUUCGGGUGGCCGGACUUGCACGCGCCCCCCCUGGACAAGAUCUGCUCCAUCUGCAAAGCCAUGGAGACCUGGCUGAACUCGGACCCCCAGCACGUCGUGGUGCUGCACUGCAAGGGCAACAAGGGCAAGACGGGCGUCAUCGUGGCCUCCUAUAUGCACUACAGCAAGAUCUCUGCCAGCGCGGACCAGGCGCUCGGCACCCUGACCAUGCGGAAGUUCUGCGAGGACAAAGUGGCCGCGUCCCUGCAGCCAUCCCAGCAAAGGUACAUCAGUUACUUCAGCGGGCUGCUGUCGGGCACCAUCAAGAUGAACAGCAGCACCCUAUUCCUGCACCACGUCCUCAUUCCCGCCAUCCCCAACUUCGAGACCAGCGGAGGCUACCAGCCCUUCCUGAAGAUCUACCAGUCCAUGCAGCUCGUCUACACCUCGGGGAUCUACAGUGUCCCGGCCCCCGGCCCCCAGAAGCUGUGUGUCACCCUGGAGCCAGCCCUGCUGCUGAAAGGGGACGUGAUGGUGAAGUGCUACCACAAGCAGACCUGCAACUCUAACCGGGACGUGGUUUUCCGCGUCCAAUUCCACACGUGCACCAUCCACGGUGCCCAGCUCUGGUUCGGGAAGGACGAGCUGGACGAGGCCUGGCAAGACGAGCGCUUCCCCUUCGAAGCCAGCGUGGAGUUCGUCUUCUCUGCUGGCCCCGAGAAGAUGAAAGGCCUGGAGACCUUACGGAACAGCCCGUCCAUCACCGUGGAUUAUAACAUCUCCGAUCCCAUGGUGCGCUGGGACUCCUACGAGAACUUCAACCUGCAUCACGAAGACAGCCUGGAAGACAUGUCCCACACCCGCGGCCCCAUCGACGGCAGCCUCUACGCCAAGAUCAAGAAGAAGCGGAACCUGAGCGGCUUCUCCGGCGGCGGUGGGAGCCCGGCCAGCGCGGACUCCACCCAGCAGGGCAGCCGCUUCCUCUCCGUCAGCAGCGACUCGGGCCACUCCUCCAUGCUGGCCGAACCCUCCCCUCCCGCCAAGCUGCUGCCCACGCCGGCCGAGAGGGAGGAGCUGGACAGGCUGCUCGGGGGCUUUGGGGUCAAGGCCAGGCCGGAGACCCCCAAGCAGCCAAGGGGGGCAUCCCCGCACCAGGAGCUGGGGGGAUGCCCGCACAGCAACGGGGCCAGGGACAGGGAGACGGCCAUCUUGGAAGACGAGCUGGUGGAGAUGAGCCCCUUCGGGCCCCUGGCGUACCCCAGCCGGCGCCCCGGCCUAACCCGCCACUGCUCCUGCCGCCUGGGCUACCGCUCGCAGAGCUGCCCGGGCACCCACAGCCCCGAGAGGCUACCCAAUGGCGCCUACUACAGGCCAGAGGGCACCUUGGAGCGCCGGCGGCUGGUCUACAGCACCAACGGGGUCCACUUGCACCCUGCCGAGGGCUACCCCUGCCUGCCGCAGGAGGCCGGGCCAGGGGAGAAACGGCGGGUGUAUCGCUCCCUCUCCGAGGGCCUGCAGCCCCUCGCCCACCCCUAUGCCUACGAGUUGCCCCACAGCCCCAGUAAGUGGGAGGACCUGGCCUACAAGCCACCCAGCUACCGGGAGGUGCUAAUCCUGGAGGAGGAGCCCGUGUGCGGCUUGGAGCUGUGCCCAUGCCAGGACUGCCAGGAGAAGGCUCACGAGGAAGCCGGCCUGCCCCCCACCACCGCCUUCUGCGGCCUGCACCUGAGCAGCCGCGAGCCCGAGGAAUGGGCCCACGAGAGUGCCAAGUCCCCCCUGUCCCGGGCAGGGCACCCCGGCCAGCCCGGGCCGUUGCUGAUGCCGGCCGCCUACAGCCAGCGCCCCCGGGGGCAUCACGAGGUGUUUGACUUCGAGCCCGCCCAUGCCAAGAUGCCGGCGCACUUCGCCCACGGCUACCCGGCACAGCCCGUGCCCGGCGCCCAUCAGAAGGGCCACAAGGGCAUGGAGCAGAGCCUGGAGCCCUUCCACUACCGCUAUGGCCCACCCUACCCCGCCCUGCUGCCCCAUGGCGCCUACGCCUGCGGCCCCCCUGCCCAGUGCCCCCAGCCGCCCUUCUACGGCCGGUCCCCAGCCAGGCCCUGCGCCUCCCCGCCGGACAUGCGGCCGUACGCGCCGGGCUACCACUCGCCCCCGUCCGGCUCGGUGUCCCCCGUCAGCUCGGCCUACCCAGCCUCCAGGAACCAAAGCUACGAGCCCCAGUCCCCGGAGACAGGCCAGGGCUACCCACACCCGGGGCACCAGGACCGGACCCCUGCUGAGAUGCAGAGCCCCGGGGAGGAGGCGCCCUGGCGAGACGUCCCUGGCUCCCUGCGCCAGCUCCACCGGGAGGCUCCCGCCGCCUGCCCCGCGCCCCCCGAGCUGUCGGGCCCGCCUACUCCUCUGCACACCAGCAGCCCGGUGCAGAGCAAAGACAGCCCUGCGCUGCCCGAAGGCGGCACCCCGGCUGCCAGCCUGCAGGAGAGCUCGGCGUGCUCCAGCCCCGAGGACAUGGCCCCACCCAGCGCCAAGAGGACCCCAGAGAUGAGCUCAGCCCGGCCAGAGGCCGCACCCAGCCCCCCCGCAACCCCCUUCUCCGACACAGGCCUGUGCCCAUGGAGCCACCUCCAGGGCCCAAGCCAAUGGGCCGGCCCCAAGGCAGCCCUGUCCCCGAGCCCACAGCCCCGCCAGCCCGCCCCAGGGCACCGGCCUAUCCAGGGUGAUCCCGGGAGACGCCGCAAGUCACCUGAAUGGCCCCAGCUGUCCAGCUGUCUCCCCCGAUUCACCCCCCAGCAAUGGGACCCCAGCGCACCUGCUGUCCCCUGGCAUGGACAGGCUGGCCCAGCGCAGCCCCCCGGGCGCGCCUGUCCACAGCCCGGCCUGCGCCAGCUGCAGAGCGACAGCUACGCUCAGGAACCCAGCCCCCUACAACGGGCACCUGCCCAGUGACAGAGCCGAGCUGGUCCCAGGCCCCCUGGCCCGCUGCCCCAAUGGCAGCCCCCUCCCAAGCCCCAUCACCUCCUACUGCCCCUCCGACCUGCAGUGCUCCCCGACCCCUGCCUUCCCCAUCGCUACAGCCUACUACCCGGGCGGGGA